Trematosphaeria pertusa is the source of this 738-nucleotide messenger RNA. RefSeq lists its product as uncharacterized. The transcript has a single exon. The coding region runs from base 136 to 624 and encodes 162 amino acids. The record is from RefSeq and is a predicted model, not a curated record. NCBI's taxonomy places the organism in Eukaryota, Fungi, Ascomycota, Dothideomycetes, Pleosporales, Trematosphaeriaceae.
GGCCGGCUAACGAUUUAGGUACCUCUGCCUAUCAUGUGUCGUGCAGAAGAGUGGAACUCUCCACCCUCGUCACAACCCCCCCCGGCGAUACAGAAGCUCUAGAUUCUGCUGCUGCCUCCAGCUUCUCCACUUCUCAUGAGGAGGCGCUACAUUACCUUUCUCGCUGCGGAGAAACUGUCACCACGAAAGAGCAUGUCCAUGGGCAGUCAGGACGGAGGAAUCAGCCCUGAGGCCGCUCUCAAAGACCGUAUUUCCCUGCUGCAAGUCGCCAGGGACCGGGGGACUAGGCGUACGCUCGGAUGGGGUAAGAGAGCAGAGCCUCCUACUCGGUGGCCCCGGACUAGCAGGUCGAAUCACGAAGCGACUCUAUGCGUCGAUCCCGGGGUACGCCGACUCCACCAGCGCGGCUCUGGGCUGCCAGGUGAUGCCUCUGUCUCACACUGGCAGCCACGCCGGAUAGCACAACUGCCCUGCAGCGAGGCGCGGACAGUCAUGUCGCCUCAGAGUUUUCACGAUUUCGCCAUUACACAGCAUCAGCUGAUAAGAGCACGACAACAGCUGAAUCCGGUCCUCAUCGAGCUGGAGGAGGGGCGAUUACUGACGCCACAGAGGUUGCGCGCGUGAGGUCCGCUUGUAGCGCCAGACCGAGGCCUUGUCGGGAAGUACUUUGUGCAUGGGUCUUCAUUGAAUGCCAAUCGUCCUUUCCUCUUCCAGCUCGCAUUACUCGAAGCCCGCGGG